AUGACUGCGGCUAUGAGACGGCUUCUUGUCGGCGUCCUGUGCGUCUUGUGCGCGGUGUGGGUGGAGGCUCGGAGGUCGCACCGAAAUGGAGGAGGUUUUGCGUCCGAGCGUUUCAUCUUCCGGGAGCAGUGUGCGCUGAAGGAGGAGCCGGGCCUCUGUAAGGCCAUCAAACAACGCUACUACUUCAACAUCGACUCAGGACGGUGUGAGAUGUUCGAGUUCGGAGGCUGUGGAGGAAACGACAACAACUUCGAGAGCAAAGAAGAGUGUGAGGAGACCUGUGUGGUGUCAGAGGAUAAGGACCCGUGCCAGCUCCCUGAGGCCCCGGGGCCCUGCAGAGGUCUGGUGUCACGUUUCCUGUUCGACCCCGAGACCCAGAGCUGCAGACACUUCUUCUACGGAGGCUGUUUCGGAAACGCCAACAACUUUAGAACCAUGGACGAGUGCAGGAGCAGGUGUCAGAACACAGAUAAAAAUGCACAUACUUCAGCAGCUCCCAGACUGGAACAACUGGAAGUCCAGACACGCGCGACAGAAAGACCCGCGCCGGACCCGGAGCCUCACGCAGUCGUGACCGCUGAGACGCCUGUAGCUGGUAAGACAGAAGCACUGGUCCAGGUCCACAAUAAUACCAAAGAACACCACCCCAAAGAAGUGGACUGGUCAGAGGAGUGCCAGCUCAGCGUGGACGCAGGGACCUGUGACGAGGCACACAGGAGGUACUACUUUAACUCUGCCACCAGGAGGUGCCAGAGCUUCAUCUUCUCAGGCUGUGGAGGAAACAACAACAACUUCGUGAGCCGACGACUCUGCUUCAAGAAGUGUGUGCACAGACACAAAGAGAACAGAGGGAUGAUGAUCCGGAUCCGGAGGAAAAACCUGGACAAGUACAGACACAUAUCGGUCUGAUCCUGGUCCUAGUCCUGGUCUGGUCCUGGUCUAGUCCUGGUCUGGUCCUGGUCUGGUCUAGUCCUGGUCUGGUCUGGUCCUGGUUUAGUCCUGGUCCUGGUCCUGGUCUGGUUUCCUCCUGCCCCUCACUGCACUGGACAUGUACAUAGAGCACUGGCUGUGUUAUGUUUUAUUUGAAAUACUUUGUCUUUUUUAUGAUUUGGAUCUUCACUCAGAUGUGGUGUUUUUGGACAGAAGGGUAAAUUUGAGUUCAAAUGAUCAAAUACUGAAUGAGACAAAACAAAAUCACAUAUUUGAAAUGAGGAAAAUUCAGAAUAUGGGGCCUAAAGUUGCACUGCGUAACUUUUCUGGCAUAUUUAAGCGCAUUUAUCUCCAAGGAAACGGGCCAGCAAGUUCCACGUCGGAUCUUUGGAGAAAUCUAAAAACACCUAGACUUAAAGAACUGCUAGACAUACAAUUAAUGCCGUACUGUGGAACAUUCUAGGGGACUUCAUAACAUCUCCAUGGAGACCAGCAAGAGAAAAGUUACACAAUGGAACUUUAAAGGGCCUAUAUUAUGUAUGCUAUUUUCUGAUCUAUGUUAUAAUGUUGUUUCUCGUCACAAACGCACAAAAACUGGAGUUGUGUUUUGGUUCAUCUUCUCUCAAACAGGAAACACUCUGUUCCACCUUGUGAUGUCAUAUGAAAGUGCUCCACUGUGUUUUUAAACUCCAUACAGCUUCAAUAGAAUCAUUUGGAUCAUUUGAGCUUUGGAGUUGACAAUCUCUUCUGAACUAAAAGGGUCUGAUCAAGUGGUAACGGAGGGAAACUUUUUUUUUCUGAAUACUUUAAUAUUACUUCAAAAUGAAAGGAAACUAUUUCUAUAAAAUAUGUCAGUCCUUCCAAGCAAAUUUUUAUCAUUUUAAAUACAUAAAACAAAAUAAAAAAUCAUCAACAGUUCAAAGAUGGAAUAACACAAGAUAUGAUGAAAUACAUCCAUUUAUUGACAUGAUUUGCAGGUCUUUGAAAUUUGGGAAAUAAUUUUUGUUCCAUGUUUCAUACAUGGUCUGUUUAAAAAGUAUGGAACUUUAGAACCAAAAAUGGUACAGAAAAAAGGUCAACAGUUUCAUAAACUAGAGUACAUAUGUAUCUGUUCAAUACAUUUUUAGAUCAGAUGCAUUAACUUGAAUUUUUGGCCUUGUUGUUUACUUCUGCUUGACCGGGCCCAAAUGUAAAAGGAGCUGUUCACUUGAAAACUCUCACUUCAUGACAUCACAAAGUGGAGCAGAGCGUUUGGAGCUUUGGAGAUGUAAACAAACUAAUAAUAAAGAGUUGCUCAAGCAUUUGUGAAUGAAACAAAACACAACUCCAGGUCUGUUUUUGACGAGGGAACAACAUCAUAACACGACCUAAAGAUCACAAAUCCAUUUUGCAUAACAUAGGACUUUUAAAGCUGCAUUGUGUAACUUCUUGCUUGAGGAUCUGCCACAUGUUAAUUUUUGUUUUUUUUUCUCUGUCUGGAAUGUUCCACAGUACGACAUUAAAAAUAUAUCUACCUUACUCAGUUACAGGUGGUUUUAUAGUUCAAAAAUACCUAGAAAAACAGGCAUUGUUUUUUUUAUUUAUAUUUUCUCCUUUCAAGACAAGGCAAAGUUUUAGUUUUAGUUAUUAGCAGCCAGACUGAUAUUUAAUGUCACAUGAACACAAUUUACAAUUACAGUUAUGGCCAGUCCAGAUUCAAAAUACUAUUACUCUUCCUAUUCAAAAUUCUAUGUAAUUCCUGGAGUAUCAAGAGAAAUUAUAAGUUUUUCUUUUUUUUUUUUAUUCUUCUGUAGUACUUCUUUGUGUACUUUAAAUAAGAGACAUGAAUCCAAAACUGCUCAAUUUUAACAUUUAGAUUCAUCUUCUUAUCACUGUUAAUAAUCACCAAGACAUCACAAAAUUCAUGCAUCCAGUUUCUUAUUGAGAAAUAAUUUGGUUUUUGAUGUUUUCAAUGAAUCGUAAUCAUUCUUUUUUGCUACUAUAAAGGCAAAAUUGAUAAUUUGGUAUUGACUUUUUAUUGAAAAUUGAGCAGAUGUGUAACCUAACAAACUGGACAUAAGGAACGGAUUCGAUUUAGUCACUUGGAAACAGCUUCAGUUAUUUGAUUCCAAACUGCAUGAAUCUCUGGGCAGUGUCAUGUGAAGUCAUUUUCACCCCAGCAAAGUUCAAAGGAGUGUGGGUUUGUUUUGUUUGUUUGUUUCAGUUUGGCUGGAGUUACAUAUGCUCUUUGUAAUGUUUUAAGUUGGAUCAGCCUAAGUUUCACUCAUUUGGAGAUUUUUUGUUUCCAUUGUGCAGUAGUUUAAAUGCAAUCUAGAUCCUUUUCCCACUGAGACUGUGUUUUAGUGUUGAGGGUUUCACCUGAACUAUCGAGCAGUUUAUAAAGUCCUGACACUGCUCCUUUAGUUAGAACCAACUGUCUAAAUUUCUUAUCCAGAACAGGCAUUGUGACUGUGAGUCUCUGCAGAUCUGACCUGUAACUUGAUCUGGUUUAAUCUCCAUGAAAAUAUAAAGGUUUAACACCAAACUGUGAAAACAUUGUAGACAAACAACAUCUCCAUGGAAAAAGCUUUUGACGGAGCCUUAGCUAGAGAAGUUACGCAAUGCACCUUUAGUAACCUUUAAGCCGGACGUACACUGUGGGUUUUUUGGCCCUGUUUGAGACGAUUUUUUACUCGUGCCACUGUUUUUGGGAUCGAGUUUUCACUUAAUCAUGUGUCAUGCUUUGUGUAGUUUACAUGAGGUAACUAGAACCAGUUAAUACAGUCAUGUCCAAACUAUGGCCCGUGGGCCAAAUGCAGCCCUCAGACAAAUUUUUCUUGGCCCUCAGGCUUCCAGGUGAAUUGACCCAAAUUACCUUGCAUCAAUUUAAAAAAAAAAAUUUUUUACUGAAAGAUUUUUUGAAAAUCUCCCUUAAUAAAGCAAAUAUUUAAUAUUUAGUGUGUGGUUUUAAGGAUCUUAGCAUGAAUAAAGUCUGAUGGCUCAUUCUGACAUGUUAAACAUGCACAUAUUUCAUUUAUUCACUGUACUGAGCACCAGUUUACAGCCCUCGAUCAGCACUCUGCUUGGCCUGUGUUUAGAUAUGUGGCCCUUGAUGAAAAAAGUUUGGACACCCCUGGAUUAAUACCUCAGGACCAGCUCCAGAUCUACAAUCGUAGGUCGCAAGAAGAGCAAACCUGUUUGAAUCCAGUCCCUUGUCCUGAAGGUUUCACAGUGUCGAAGUCGUUCGUACAGUGUGAGAACAUGAAUCGUGAGCUGUGAACUUUUAAAUCUUGAGAUUUGGUCGUACAGUUUGAGUUGGGGCUGAGUAAAACCAUCAGAAACAUCACACAGUGUAUGCCCGGUAUUCAUGUUCCUUCAGAUUCUUGGAUAUUUUCAAAGUAGAUUACAUUUUUAUUGCAUAAUUUUUAUUCCAAAUACCAAAUCUUAUGUUAAAAUAAUUAACAUAAACUAACCUAGUCUAAUCUUGGUUGUACGUUUGAGUGUAUAAUACAAUUAAAAACCACACAUACUUUUAUUACAUCACCACUUUUAAUUUGACAAAUGCAUACAUUCAAAGUUUGCUGCGAAAAGAUCACAUUUGAAAUCCUGUACUCCGUUUCUGUAACUUUAUUUUGUAUUUUAAUUUUUUUUUUUACUCUUCAACUUGAGCACUUUUCUCUUUGUAUUACUUUUUUUUUUAAAUCAAUAAUCUUCCAUUUGAAUAAGUUUGUAAUGUUUUUGUUGUGAUCGUAAUCCGAGCCAGUGAUCAAAACGGCCGCGUCGCAUUUCUCUUUCCUCACUUUUUUCUCCUUGAUUCCACAUUUUAAUCCUCCAUUUUUCAGCUGUCAUAUUAAGCGUUGUCCUUAAAAAAAAUGACAGAAUGGAGGAGUAAACGUGACCGAGGCUUCAGGAGCAAACAUCAGAGAAAAGAAUCAAACUUUAUCGGUGUCAGUGAGGAGUUUAGAUCAUCUCUCCUCGCUUUGUCUCCUCUUCCUCAACUCUUCCUGCAGAAUCGAGGAGAGGAAUCGAGGAGAAAAAAGGAAGCGAGGAAAGAGAAAUGAGACGUGGCCUGUGAGUUGUGUUUUAAUCAAGGAAAAGAACUGUUUGUCGUCUGUGUUCUUGCGUUGCUUUACAUUGUGUGGUGUGUACUCUGAACACCAGGUGGCGGUGUUGUUUUACAUAUGAUCUGCCAAAGCCUCUGUAUGCAAACUUUGUAUUAAAAUAAAGAUAAUAAUAAAUGUUUUGUUUUUCGAGA
Molecule: messenger RNA, 5164 nt
Organism: Boleophthalmus pectinirostris (great blue-spotted mudskipper)
Lineage: Eukaryota; Metazoa; Chordata; Actinopteri; Gobiiformes; Gobiidae
Gene: tfpia
Product: tissue factor pathway inhibitor a
Biological process (GO): negative regulation of peptidase activity
Cellular component (GO): extracellular region
Molecular function (GO): serine-type endopeptidase inhibitor activity
Source: RefSeq, a predicted model, not a curated record